Messenger RNA from Trichoderma asperellum CBS 433.97, 498 nucleotides. RefSeq lists its product as uncharacterized. The record is from RefSeq and is a predicted model, not a curated record. Lineage: Eukaryota; Fungi; Ascomycota; Sordariomycetes; Hypocreales; Hypocreaceae.
AUGACUCUUGCAAAGUCUGGCCUCGCUCUACAGCUGCUGGUGCUAACAGGUGCCGCUAACUGCCACCCAGCUCCUCAUCAAACACCCGCUCCAGAGUUGAGAUUUCUGUAUCACCUCAAUAGCUCUCUUGGGGAGCCGGUCUCUUUUGGUCCCGGCCCAAGCGGUACCAAAAUGUCUAUUCCUAUUCUAGGCGGGACUGUUGAAGGCCCUAACAUCUGCGGCGAAGUUAUGAACGUUGGUGCAGAUUGGGGGACUAUUGACGCGAACGGUACCUUCAGGGCUGACGCUCGCUAUCAGUUGCGUACCAAUGAUAGCGCAGACAUCUUUGUACAUGUCACCGGCCCAACACAGCCAAACGGACAAGUCUUGAACCAUAUCACGUUUGAGACCGGCAGCGACAAGUACUUCCGGUUGAACAAUAUCGUUGCCGUCGGCAUAUCCACCUUGGGACAGACCACAGUCGCAGUUGAUGUCUGGGAGAUGGUCAAUAAACCUUGA